Molecule: messenger RNA, 2174 nt
Organism: Pseudophryne corroboree (corroboree frog)
Lineage: Eukaryota; Metazoa; Chordata; Amphibia; Anura; Myobatrachidae
Product: vomeronasal type-2 receptor 26-like
Exons: 2
Coding region: 563-1471 (302 amino acids)
Biological process (GO): G protein-coupled receptor signaling pathway
Cellular component (GO): plasma membrane
Molecular function (GO): G protein-coupled receptor activity
Source: RefSeq, a predicted model, not a curated record
GCUCCUCCGUCUGAGCUGAUGACCAGGUGUCAGGAAUUUCUCAUCCUCUGGAUUUAAAUGGUGACUUUCCUUUAUACCAUUAAACCCGAUUACUAAGGCCUUGUCCACAAAUGGGAAUUUACCCAUCCCAAGGCGUGUAUUGUAUUGUUUUACUAAUGGCAUAUGACGUGUUGUUAUUUUACUCAUCACGUUACAUAAUACUGUUACUUUAUAUCAUUACUAGGUCAUACUGUAUGCAUAUUAGAGGAGGCAAGUUAUGUGGAGUGCAGAAGUUGGACAUACGCCCUCUUGUGGUCAUUAUGGAGAAGAUGCAUUGUGUUUGAUGCUGCAAUAAGAUUUUAUGUUUUCCAAAGCCCAAUACCCAGGAGAUAACAAUGUACAUGUUUAAAUAUACAAAUCAAUAAGCAGACAUUAUGGGAACAGCUUUAAUAUAUUUAUUUCCCAGGUACCGCGGGGUGUGUGCUCUGCAGUGUGUAUUCCGGGUACCAGACGGGCUCUGAAGAAAGGCUCUCACGCCUGCUGCUCUGACUGUAUCCCGUGCUCAGAGGGGGAGAUCUCCAAUAUGUCUGACAGUGAAAACUGCGAGAAGUGCUCUGAUGAUGAAUGGCCUAAUGAGGAAAAAGAUGUUUGUGUUCCCAGAAUAUUAGACUUUCUAUCAUACAAGACAGACAUGAUAGCGAUAGCAUUUUCUGCACUAUCUGUCCUAUAUUUUAUCUUAACCAUCUUUAUAAAUGGAAUAUUUGUUUCAUUCCGGGACACUCCAAUAGUAAAAGCCAAUAAUAGAAACCUUAGCUUCAUUCUUCUCAUCUCCCUCGAACUGAGCCUACUCUGUGUGCAUCUGUUCAUCGGCUGUCCAGUGGACAUCACCUGCUUGCUACGCCAAAUAUCUUUUGGAAUACUAUUCACCAUUGCCGUGUCUUCUGUUCUGGCCAAGACUGUAAUGGUUUGCAUUGCUUUCAAAGCCACUAAACCUGGAAGCUCCUGGAGAAAAUGUCUUAGUGUUGAAUUGCCGUAUUCUGUAGUGUUCAUCUGCUCAUCUGUCCAAGUUCUCAACAGUGCUAUUUGGUUGUCAGUUUCUCCUCCCUUUCAAGAAUAUGAUAGGAAUACUUAUCCUGGGAUGAUUAUCAUCCAAUGUAAUGAGGGUUCUGCCCUUGCCUUUUAUUUCAUGUUGGGUUACAUGGGGUUUCUGGCAGCUCUGAGCUUUAUUCUGGCUUUCAUGGUGAGAACAUUACCUGACAUCUUUAAUGAAGCCAAAUACAUCACCUUCAGCAUGCUGGUGUUCUGCAGUGUUUGGGUCUGUGCUAUACCAGCCUACCUGAGCAGUAAGGGGAAACACAUGGUCACUGUAGAGAUAUUUGCCAUUCUGGCUUCAGGCAUUGGAGUAAUGAGCUGUAUAUUUUUCCCUAAAUGCUACAAUAUUCUACUGAGACCUGAAAUUAACAGUAAAAGACACCUCCUAGGGAAAGGAUAAUUGUAGAGCUAAUUAAUGUUUUGGUCUUUUUAAAUUAUAAAUGAUAUUCUUCUCUUGUAGUGAACAUUUAUAUCUAUUUGCAGCAGGUAACAAUAAGAAAAUACACUUUGAGGACUAAAGUGAUGGGACACUCCCGCGCUAGCAAAAUAGCGUGCUCCUGCUGCAGACACAUGUUUGUGAAGGUAUAAAAUGGAGAAAACCAGUAUAGAGAUGUUCUCGAUAACUCUAUGCUCCCUACAUUGUGCCAGUUCUACUGAAAUUACAAAUGUUUUAUCAGGCGACAAUGCUACCUGUCAUGUUUCCAGGGUGAUGCUGGGCUGGUAUACAGAAAAUGUGGUCACCUGAAUGGAGUGGCCAGCUCAGGGUCCAGAUCGUAACCCUACUGGGAACCUCUGGGAUAAGUUGGAAUGACGUGUGUGUUCUAGGUCGACUUGACCUUCAUUGUCACCAUUGGUCACUGUCCUUAAGGCGGAAUGGCAAAACAUACCGCCUGCUGUUGUCCAGGAGCUUGUGAACAAUUUGCCAAGCAGGGUGUCUGCAGUAAUCACUGCACGUAGUGGACCUAAAAAGUACUGAUGCCAAUAAAAUCUCGCUGAUCUAUCCGCCGUCAGUGUCCAAUCACUUGUGUCUACAAUGUAUAUAUUAUUACAUAGCUUUUUGUAUUUGAAUGUUAUUAAUAUAAUAAGAAGUGCUAAAUAAAGAG